AUGGUGCUCUCCACCGAAAAAGUGAGACUCAUAGAUUAUAUUUACCGAGGAAAAAAGGGUGGAAGAGGUUUGAUCAGCUAUGAAGGAUGCAUUCGUGCAGAGAACAGUUUGGGAUGGUAUGUAAAAAACAUUGUAGAAUCACUUUUACAACAAGUUGCAAAGACAAGUGUGAUUGAAACGGAAAGAUGCGAAACAAAAGAAAAUUUUAAGAAGAAAGCAGUAGAGAAGCUAGAGAAAGCCUGGAUUGACAAGAGAAUGUAUGGACAAUAUAAAAGAGAUUUAGGCAAUGACGUGGAUAGGGAGAAGACAUGGUGGUGGCUGAAGAAAGGGAACCUGAAACCGGAGACUGAAGCACUUCUGUGCGCUACACAAGAACAAGCUCUAAGGACAAAUUAUGUAAAGUUUCAACUGUUGAGUCUCCACUCUGUAGACUCUGUGGGGAAAAGGGAGAGCAUAUAA
Messenger RNA from Paramuricea clavata, 459 nucleotides. Lineage: Eukaryota; Metazoa; Cnidaria; Anthozoa; Malacalcyonacea; Plexauridae. The record is from the annotation of a GenBank genome assembly.